Trichechus manatus latirostris (Florida manatee) is the source of this 1960-nucleotide messenger RNA. RefSeq names its product beta 3-glucosyltransferase (gene B3GLCT). The record is from RefSeq and is a predicted model, not a curated record. The transcript is spliced from 15 exons. Gene Ontology annotation, molecular function: acetylglucosaminyltransferase activity. The coding region runs from base 1 to 1446 and encodes 481 amino acids. Lineage: Eukaryota; Metazoa; Chordata; Mammalia; Sirenia; Trichechidae. Gene Ontology annotation, cellular component: membrane.
AUGAGGAAAACUGUUGAAUCUUUUCCUUUGGUUUCCGGAGCUACAACGGAAGAGGACAAGCAGUCUCAGAAUUUGGAGAAAAGUGGACCAUCAAGGAAACAUGACAUAGAUUUAAAAAGAAUUGUCUUUGUCAUCCAGAGCCAAAGUAAUUCUUUUCAUGCAAAGAGAGCAGAGCAGUUGAAGGAAAACAUCUUACAACAGGCGGCAGCUCUUACCCAGGAACUCCCCCGAGUUGUUCUUACUCAUCAGCUGGUGAAGCUGGAAGGCGCCUGGACCAUCCUUCCCUUGUUACCACACUUUUCUGUGACAUAUAGCAGAAAUUCGUCAUGGAUUUUCUUCUGUGAAGAAGAGACGAGAAUACAAAUUCCAAAACUCUUAGAAGUACUCAGAAGAUAUGACCCAACUAAGGAAUGGUUUUUAGGAAAAGCAUUACAUGAUGAAGAAUCUACAAUAAUUCACCAUUACGCCUUUUCAGAAAAUCCUGCAAUUUUUAAAUAUCCAGACUUCGCCGCUGGCUGGGCCCUUAGUAUCCCACUUGUCAACAAGCUUACCAAGAAGUUAAAGAGUGACUCCCUGAAAUCCGACUUUACGAUAGAUUUAAAACAUGAGAUUGCCCUCUACAUUUGGGACAAAGGUGGCGGACCUCCACUGACUCCAGUGGCUGAGUUUUGUACCGAUGGAGGGGGCUCCCACUGUGCCACCACCUUCCAUUCGUUCCUGCCGCUUUGUGGAAAGCCAGUGAAGAAGGAGCAUAUCUUUGUUGCAGUAAAAACAUGCAAGAAAUUUCAUGGUGACAGAAUACCCAUCGUAAAGCAGACUUGGGAAGCAGAAGCAGGUCUCAUUGAGUAUUACAGUGACUACACGGAGAGCUCCAUUCCUACUGUAGAUUUGGGAAUUCCUAACACAGACAGAGGUCAUUGUGGAAAGACAUUUGCCAUUUUGGAAAGAUUUUUGAAUCAUAGCCAUGACAAAAUACCGUGGUUGGUCAUUGUGGAUGAUGACACGUUGAUAAGCAUCUCCAGGCUCCAGCACUUGCUUAGCUGCUAUGACUCCGGUGAAGCUGUGUUUCUGGGAGAGCGUUACGGCUACGGACUGGGGACUGGCGGCUACAGCUACAUCACGGGAGGAGGAGGAAUGGUCUUCAGCAGAGAAGCCAUCAGGAGACUCCUUGCCAGUCAGUGUCAGUGCUACAGCAACGAUGCUCCGGACGACAUGGUCCUGGGGAUGUGCUUCAGUGGGCUGGGGAUCCCAGUGACGCACAGCUCGCUCUUCCAUCAGGCUCGGCCAGUGGAUUACCCUAAGGAUUACCUUGCCCACCAAGUUCCCAUCUCGUUCCACAAACACUGGAACAUCGAUCCGGUGAAGGUGUAUUUCACGUGGUUGGCACCCAGUGAGAAAGACAGAGCCAGGCAGGAGACACAAGCGCGCUUUAAAGAAGAGUUGUAAAGUGUGGUGAUGCUGUGAGCAUAGUCGGGCAGUGAACGGGCAUGGAAACCUCGGCAUCGUCCACCCGCUGUGCUGGGCUCGUUCUGACUGUGGGUGGAAAUGAUGUAGAUGAUUUUUUUUUUUUUUUAAAUGAGAGGAGAGGAAAAGGAGUUAUAAAGAAGCAGAGACAUUUUAUUGUCCCCUGGGAAAAAUCUGUUGCUUUUGAAUUAUGCAGUUAUUGUAAUAGGAAGUGAUGACUGUGUGUUUUCAAGCUGUGCCCCAGCAGCUUUAUGACCGUCAGCAGGAAAAUAAAUGGUAUCAGAAGUCCCUUUUCUGUUCCUUCUCUUCAUUAUUAUAAUGAAGGUUUCAGUUGGGCAUGACUGUCUGUCAUUCUAUAGAUACGUAAAGAAGAGUGAAAGUCCUUUGACGUGGUGUUGGCCAAGAAUACCGAGUAUACUGCGGACUGCCAGAAGAACGAACAAAUCUGUCUUGGAAGAGAAACAGCCAGAACGCUCCUUAGAAGCAAGGAUGGCGA